This is a messenger RNA of Trichogramma pretiosum, 1345 nucleotides long. Its product is annotated as transmembrane protease serine 11D-like. The transcript has 6 exons. The annotation marks the transcript as partial. The record is from RefSeq and is a predicted model, not a curated record. Gene Ontology annotation, biological process: proteolysis. NCBI's taxonomy places the organism in Eukaryota, Metazoa, Arthropoda, Insecta, Hymenoptera, Trichogrammatidae. Gene Ontology annotation, molecular function: serine-type endopeptidase activity.
AGUGAAAAAAGAACCUAUCGAUGUGUCACAUGUUGAAAAUAAUUACAAUGUUAAUGACCAGACACCCGAUGUUAAAACUAUUCAAUUUUCUAAGUUUCUGCGUGAAAACCCUAGCCAUACGCUUCGAGAAAAUGACGAAAAUUAUGAACUUUAUAAUGAAAUAAAAAUAGAAUUCGAAUUUGAAGACAUGAAGCCUGGCAUGAAUUUACUAGCAGUCGAGAAAAUUGAGAAUAAUUCUAGAAAUCACUCGCAAGAUAUGAAAUUCAGCAGCAAUUAUGAAAGUCAAAACAACGUAAAAAUAGAAACUGUGAACGAAGUGAAAAAAGAAUUGAAUUUGAAUUCUAACAAUGAACUCAUACAAGAAAAUUAUGUACCUGAAAAAGCGUUCACUCGCAAAAUCAACAACGCACUGAGAUCGCGAAUAUCGAACGACGGAAGUUACGCGGACGAGGGCGAGUAUCCGUAUCACGGGGCGCUGAUGCGCUCCGGCGCCUACUGGUGCGGCGCCAGUCUCGUGUCCGCCCGGCACGUCCUCACGGCCGCUCACUGCGUCAAGGAUCUGGUCGACGUCGGCUGGCCCGGGGGCGCGAAGCCGCGAGUCAAGCUUGGCUCGACGAGCCUCGAAACCAGUCGGGUCCACGAGGUCUCGAGGAUAUCUUAUCAUCGGGAUUACGACCCCGUUUGGCUGCUCGCCGACAUCGCCGUCGUCACGCUGAGCGAGCCGGUCGUUUUCUCUCGUCGCGUGAGACCCAUCGACUUGCCCAAGCCUUUCGAAGAGCUUCCGCCCGGCCGGAGACUGAUUGUCACCGGCUACGGGCGCGACGAUCGCUCGCGGGCACGAUCCGUCCGAUUGAAGCCGCUCGCGACGCGUCUCAUCGGUAACGAGCAGUGCUCCAAGGACUGGUUCGUGACGCCCAGUAAGCUCUGCACCCUCAGAGGACCCAAUAACUACGGCACUUGCACCGGCGACAGCGGCGGACCCUUGGCGAGCUCGGACAAGCGAGUGAUCUACGGCGUGGUGUCCUCGGGGGCGGCUUGCCCGACCGCUCAGCCCGACGUCUACACCAAGGUGUCGCAUUUCGUGGCCUACGUCGAGCGAGAAUCGAGCUACUUCGGCAAUCGCCCAUCCGCGCCCGGGCCGCAUCCAGCCAGAUUAUUCCUGGCCAAUGAAAAGAAAAUAAGUAAUGUACCUGACACCAACAGCACAUUAGAUUUGAAUGCAGCAUCCAUUAUAGCAUGUCAAACAACAGAAUUCGGAUUGUCCAAGUUUGAAGAACUCAUGGGAAUUUGCAAAGUUCAAGUUCAAAAUUAUGCAUUAUGGCGUAAUGAAAAAAGCAGGAAUUAA